This is a messenger RNA of Eupeodes corollae, 6480 nucleotides long. RefSeq lists its product as uncharacterized. Lineage: Eukaryota; Metazoa; Arthropoda; Insecta; Diptera; Syrphidae. The record is from RefSeq and is a predicted model, not a curated record. Bases 34 to 5775 code for a protein of 1913 amino acids. The transcript has 16 exons.
UUCAAAUAGUUUCAAUUAUUUAUUUUUACAAAAAUGGCAUUUAUUCAUUUAAUUUAUUUCUACAUUGUGAUUUUAUCAUUUUUAAUUAAUCCCAAAGAAGUUAUCCUCCAUUACCUCCACGAACGAAACCAAGUGAGAGCCCGCGAGGCAGAUAUACCUUUGCCGUUUGCCACUUCAUCGUCGUCGUCGUCGUCGUCAACGUCGUCGUCGUCCCCGGCAAUUAGUGCUGUUCUGUUGGAAUGUCCAAAUGUCCAGAGGCGGAGAGCUACUUCCAGACCCACACCAGACUGUGAAAGACAAAUGAUGGUCCACAUCCGAGUCAGUCCGAGUUUUCAAGUCGAAAAAUUGGAUAAGUUCCUGCUGCUUGACGAAGUUUAUGACCAACGAAGGAAGACCCGAGCAAAGCUAAUGUCACCCUAUUUAAUUGAGAUUAGUCGGGGGGAGCCAGUUAUAAUGUAUCCUUUGCAAUUUUCCAAGUCAAUAAGAUGUGGCACAUGUGGACAUAAAAUUGGCAACAACACAAACACCAGCUCGUGUAAGCAUCCUGUCGAUGCUGCUAUUCAUGUCCCUCUGACUGCUUCGGCCAUCAGCCAUUCUGGUGCAUCAAGUGCAGAAGUUGCACCCGUUUCAGGAAUUCACGUAUUGCAAAGUGUUCAACAGGAAAACCAGCAGCAAAAGCAACAGCAACAGCACAAUGCCAUCAAUGAAGCUCCACUGGGAAGCGGCCAUAAUAAUCUUGCUGCUACCGCUGCCGCUGCCGCUGCUGCUGCCGUUGCUGGUCCGAAACCAUCAUCCGAGAAAAUCGAAUCACGGCAAAAACUCGCUAUCGGAAUAUUGGAUUCACCCCAUUUUGGCGAGGCAAACAAACAAGCUAACUCGGUCGACGACGAGGACGACGACGACUUCGUAGUCCACGAGAUGGGAUUUUCUUCCAGGGAUACUCCGUUGCGAAUCGUCCAGGACAACGACGAUGGUAAUAUCGACUUGGACUAUGAUAUUGUCGAUGAGUAUGAUGAACUCAAUUUGAACGAUGGUGGCGGGAAGAAGGAUGGUGGACUUUUUAGCCAAAAUUCACUUCGUGAUAAACGACUCAAAAAGCAACCUUCAUCUCCGUCCUGGUCCCGGUCCCAAACCCAGCAACAAACCCAGUCCCGACCACUCCCCCUAGCCCGAACCCGGUCCUCUUUGUCUUCGUUGAACGUUGCUGUUGCUGUUUCUGAUGCUGAUGCUGAUGCGUUGUUGGGGAAUGAGAAACUUUUUCGUAGAGCUGAACGUCAAGGCGAAGAGGCUCGCAUGGAAACGCUUCGAGCUUUCACCAGGAAAAAUGUACACGAACAACCCUUUGGCAUCGGUGUUGUUGGCCCAGCUCCUGUUGAUGGAGCCACAUCAGCGAGUAGUUGGGUUAAUGUUGGAAAACCACAUGUCGUUGGCAUACAAGAGGAUUGCAUUAGGCCACAGGGAACGUUUGAUGCUGAUGAAAUUGAUGAUGUUGAAACUGAUGCUGAUGUUGAUGGUGAUGGAGAUGGUAAUGAUGGCAAGGUUGGCUACAGCGAUGAGAGACAGAAGCAAGUUCCUCGAUUACAGCAGAAGGCUUUUGUGUUCAAAAACGGACAUCGCUUCACAGUCACAGCAGAUAUGCAAGGUUCACAAUCGAAUAAGGCUACGCAAAAUAGAAAUCCUGGGGUGAACUUCGAUAACCAUUUAAAAACAAAUCUCAAUUCAAACAAAGAAUCUGGAGCAAGUCAUCAGGGCUACAAGAGCAAUUCAAAUCGAGUAGAAGAAGGAGCAUUUCUUUUGGCUUCAUCAAAACCAAUGCCACUAGGAAGUCACAGUCAUGGUUCUUUCUUACAAAACGACCAACAAAAACUUCGUUUCCAGGAGAAGCCCGACGACGUCAGCAUCAAAGACAUCUCACCAAAUACAAAAUUUCCAUUCACUAAAAGCAAAGACUCGUAUUCCAACGUCAACACUCAGCAUAUCGGGGAUGCCAGUGGCAGCAGCAGCAGCAACACCGACGAUGACGGCGAUGGUGAUGUGGUGAGCAAUGAAGACUACGACAGAAUAGAUUCUUCUGCUCGCGACUCCUUAGCAAUCGAUUCGACGAAGAGCAAUAUUCCUACGGCCCCGAUAAAGACGACGAUGAUGAAAACUAGAACUAAUCCUGAUGAUAUUGAAACUGCGGCUGGGGGUAUGGGUGAUGAAUUCUACUGGAACACGCUGCAUUAUCCUAAGAGCAGAAGUAGCAGCACCAGCUCCACCAACACCAACACCAACACCAAUGUCAAAAUCCAUGAAGGUCAUAAUAGUCCCGGUAAAUUGAGCAAUAACGUUAAACCAAAAGGUGGCACUAGGAAUACCAGUAAGGAUUUUGGCAGAACUGCUCAAAUCCAAAAGUGGAGAAACUACAAUGACCAUCGUCGUCACCAAACUAACUCCACAAGCAGAACUCCAUCGAAGAAAGAUUCCAAACCUGCCGACGAUAAGAACGCAGGUUCCCCAUCAAGACAUCCCAUUAAUGACCAUGAUGAUGCUAAAGGAGUGGAUAGGGCGGUCGGGAAGAGGCGUGAAAAGUUUCUCGAUAAAUCAGCCAUGGCCAGAAAUAGAAUGAAAAUUCGAAGCUCUGCCUUAGAGACGGAUAGUGGAGUUGUUGAGACUUCUGGCAUGUACUCUGCCAAGGAUGGUAUUGUUCCGGCAUUUCCACUAAACGGAUAUCCUGGCUAUGGCGAUUUAAAGAUUGUGCCACACUUGACUCCACUAGAUCAUUCCAAGUCUCAAUAUAGUGUCCUGGAAAAUGAGCCCCAAGAGUAUGUGCCACAUCAACCACCAUAUGCCAAAGAAUUAUCUGAUCCUAAUUUAACACUGCAAGAAAAAAUUGACUUGCUUGAAGUUCUUCAAGAUGAUGGUGAAGUCAAAGAUGAAAUUCUUAGAAAUCUCGAGAACGAACUUGAUACUUCCGUCAUAGUUCACGAUAUCACCAAUCACGAUCGCAUGCCAAUACCUUCCAUACGAAUCACUCGAAAACGAGCUAGGAAUGGAGGAAUUCGAAAGAGAAGCUAUCUGACUUACGAUGAUUUGACUAUGCGAGAUACAGAUGAACAAUAUGAUGAUAUGAAUGAGAAGCAAUUUUUUGAUGUUCCAAGAUUUAAUGAUGAUGAGAGAAAUUAUGCCAAGUCCGAGAAAUGUCACUUGUGUUCGGGAAAUAUGUGUCCUGCGAGUAGAGAUGGGUCGAGUUGUAACUGUGACCGAAAUGGCCGGCAUUGUGAAUGCUCUCGGAAAAAACCUAAAAAGAAAAUUCGGUCUGUUUCGGAUGCUUGGUAUUCAGUAUUCAAUAUGAGUGCGCCCUUGCAGUUCCUCACUACACGCGUAGGGAUAUAUCGAAAACGCCACGGUACCUGGUGGAAAACUGCCCCAUCAAUAACUCUAACGAGUUUAUCGGGGAUCUAUGCCAGCGAGAAUCUCUCGAUUUUGUUCUCGUCCCAUGUCGACAUAUUCCAACUUAAACGCCCACUCACUUUGCAAAAUCACAAGCUCCUCAUACCCCAAGUCGUCGAUGAUUCGGAUGAAGUCAAAGCUGAACAUCGAAAUCCCUAUGAUUCUAUAAAUCCUAGCGAUGUCCUUGCCAUCGAUAGUUCCAUGUUCGAUUUUAAUAAAAUUCACGAUGACUCCGACACAAACAACAAAGAGGACGACCAAAGCAAUGAGGACGAAGCUGCCGCUGCUGCUGCUGCCAAAAUAACUCUUUGUCAUGCAUCGGAACUCCAACGCAACCGACGACGAAGCACCGACAGCCAUCCCACUGAUAAUGAAACCGACGGAGUCCUCAGUAUUGGUGACUUGGGAUACUUCCCUGCCGACAUGAAUAUCCUGGAACAAUGCCCAACCGAUCCAAAUCAUCUUUGUUUAAAUGUGCUUGACGAGGAGGCUCCAGCUUUUACAAUUAAAAUCAAACAACCCUUUUUGGAGAAUGCUCUUUUGUACAGCGGCGAGUACAGGGUACGGAUUGCUUCCAUUAUAACUGACGCGACAACAAAAGGUGCACUUCAAGUUGCCGUCGUCGUUAUUAACGAGGAUAGCGUGGCUCAUGAAUUUAGCAUUUGCAUAUGCGAUUGCCCAAAGACCUGCGGAUCGAGGACGACGGUGAAGAAGAAUCUAUCCCCGCAUAUCAGUGAAACGGCGUCCUUCCUCCUGCCAUUGGAAGAGACCAAGAAUACGAAGCUUUAUUGCAACGUUGAAGUAAAGUCACCCGAUCAAAAAGUAAUUUCAAAACGAAAAUUUAUAGUUCAACCUACAGCCCGUUGCCUGUGUAUCUGGGAUUGCGACUGUCACUGCAUUCAGGACCUAGUGUCGCACGUUGACUACGACGUUUGUCAAAAGCUCGGUGACUACGAGGAACAGGAAGCCGGAUUUAUCGAGGGCGGAGUGCUUGAUGGCCAGAACUUGACAGGAUGGCGGUGGUUUUGGUGGCGAAUGAACUAUUAUGCCUUCAGCUUGCUGCUCUGCAUGUUGUUUCUGGGACUCCUUAAAGCCGUUGUGGGAGCACUGUGUCUGCGGCGUUUUGAUAGAUGUGGCUAUGAUUACGUGCAACCGCUACGGAAGUACGACUACGCAAGCAGAUGCCGUCGAUUUUUUAUCAACAUUGUGUUCUUCGUAGUGUUGCCAUUCAUUUGUUGUUGCAACUGCUUCAUCCCCAACGAGGAGGACUUAUUGGUGGGCACCACCGAAUGGCAAUGCUCUCUCAUCCAACACGAUUUCUAUAAGGAUAACAGCGAUGAUGGUGACAGUGACGGCGGCGGCGGCGGUGGUGCUGCUGAUGGAAUAUGGAAGAAGCCUUUAGGGCUGUACUGCGACAACGAUGGUUAUGGUCAAAAUGCCAUCGACAACAAUGAUGACGAUGACGAGGAAACCAUCCUCCGGCUCAGUCAAAGUUUCGAAAGCGUUGGAACGGGAAGAGGUUCAAGAUUGGAUGGCAGUCAAUCAAGAGUGUCGAUAAGCGAACUUCUGCUAAAAACUUGUGAAUAUGACGAUGACGAAGAGGAACGUGACAUGAACUACGUAUUGAAUGCGCUCUCUGAAAGCCAGGAAUCCAUCAAAAUGCUUUUAAAGUCCCACCGCAGCGAAAAGGACCUGGACAUGGCUAACCCACUAACGGCCAGCGCUGAGGAUCUUGUGCGGCAACUUGUUGCAGCCAAAAUAGUCUAUCGCACAUUCGCGACUCCCUUGUAUUCUGUGGAUGUCUCCCCGGGACAGAAAUACUCAAUUCAGGGCUAUUUCGUGCCCUCAUUCGAUUCGAGCUAUCAAUUCAUUGCGACAAAUCCCCUGUUGCAACAGCGUCGAAUCACGACGACGACUACAACUACAACAGCGACACCAGCGGCAGGAUACAUAAGCGAUAACCUAGAGCCGCCAAAUAUCCUUCGGGCAGAGGACUUCCAGAGGGCUUACAAAAACAAAUUGGAAGUGUUGAAGGCCGGUGAUUUAUCAGUGGCACCGCCAGUGGAUGCACCAUGCAUUAACAGCUCGCAUACCUCUAAUGAGAGUCAAUUGACAGCAGAAGCAGCAGCAGAGCUUACAUCGCCGGCUAUGUCAUCUCAUCCACUCCAGGUACUCUCAGCAGCACCAUUGUCACCUAUGUAUAGAAGGGAACCCAUAGAUAAUGACGAAGUAAAUGAACAUGGUCCCGCUACUGCUAAUGACACUAUAACUAGGAGCGACCGAGUCGAUGAUGCAAAUAAUGGAAGCAAUUUGCAGCUUCAACAAAAGGGCCCACCGAUAUAGACUUUACAUGAGCCAAAGCUAAACUGAAUUGCCACCACCCUUAUGUUGGAAAGUAAUUAUCCCCUCUAUCACCUCCACAUCAGGAUUCAGGAUGACGACUAUAUUUGAUGACGACCACGACCUACGACGACGACGAUGGUGACGACGACUUCGACAACGACAACCCUUCGGUGUUGUUAGAGAUAAUCUCUGUUUAACGUGUGUACACACAGGUCCUAUGUGGCACUUCUGUUGCUUCCACCUCCCCUCCCCUCACCUUUUACUCUUUGUACCUGAGUCCUGCGACCUGUAAAACUGCAUUUGCACACAAUGAUGACAUUAUAUUCGCUGAGUGGAUCAUGUUAAUGGCAUAGGAGGAAAAUGUCACCCUGCAUGGGUUCGAGACUACAUAUACAUAGCUACAGAGCUCAGAGGAUGUGCAAGGAUAUAAUAUCCUGGGUAAUGCUAUUGGAUUUUGCUCUUCGGACUCAAGUGGGAUAAUAAGUUUUGGAAUUCUCGUAUACAUUUUUAAGUUGGUUGAAGCCAGCGUUGUGUUGUAAUGUUCGCAUAUAUUAUGUUCUUUUGCUAAUUUUGUAACAUGAAUUACUAAAUGUAUUUACUUCUUCUGGCACCGUGCUACAUAUUUUUUAAUUUGUUUUUAAGAGAUUAUUUAAUUGAGUUACUGUAUUUGGUUUGUUUAUUUUAAUAAAUGAUUUAUUUAUUGUG